AGGAAGCUGUUUUGCCCUGUUUUGUACAGUAUAAGUUCUGCGUAGUCGCUCAGACUGAAUUGGAACCGGCUACUGGAGGACAAAACGAGAGUUAAGGAAGUCAGUGGUGCUUUAAGAGGGCCAUUAAGGUAAAGCCAGAGGCUCUAGAGACAACUUUGAUGAAGGAAGCAAACAUCCACUGCCCUUAGCCCAAGUCAGAAGAGAGGUGGCGUAGUUCCGGCCUCAGACUGGUCAUGCUGCCAGUGUGAGAUCUCUAGAGAUUAUAUGAGCCCCGCGAUGGCAGCUUUGGCAGGUUUUGAGUCUGGUACUGGACCAAGGACAGGUGAGAGGAGGCUGUCCUGGCCAGUUUUCCUGCUGACGCUGGUUGCUGUCACCUCCUCCUCUCUUUCAGCUUUGUCCCUGUACCAACUGGUGGCUCUCAGAGCUGAGGUAGAGGGACUCAAAUCAGAGGUGUAUCGCAGGAGAGAAGAGGGACAAGAGGCUAAACAUGCAGGACAGACCGAGAACAUGAGUAGGAGAAGCAGCCAAGAGCCUCUGCACCAACCUGGGGCUCAAGAUGCGUUCACCCUGACAAGGAAUAGAAGGUUGGUCUCUGGAUCAGAGACAUUAGUUUCUCAGCCUUGCCUGCAGUUGUUGGCAAACAGUAGCAGGAAAACCUUCAGGAAAGAAUAUAAGUCGGAGCCACACACAGGUAUCCCCUGGCAGGCUGGGCUGAGGAGAGGCUCUGCCCUGGAGGCAGACGGAGACUGCAUGUUGGUCAGAGAGGAGGGCUUCUACUUUGUGUAUGGCCAGGUCUACUACAUAGACAGCACCUUUGCAAUGGGUCACGUGGUGAUUCGGAGGAAGAGGAAUGUGGUGGGAGACGAGCCUCAGUCUGUGAUCUUGUUCCGCUGCAUCCAGAAUAUGAACCCUGUUCACCCGUACAACACCUGCUUCACAGGAGGUAUCGUGAAGCUGGAGGCCGGCGACCACUUGGAGCUGCUGAUCCCCCGUUCCACAGCCAACGUGUCCCUGUAUGGAGACGCCACCUUCCUGGGUGCUGUCAAACUGGCUUAAAGUGUGUCGCCUCACUUUGGACCCUGCGGGAUUCUGUUGUGUUGGGGAAGAGGUGCCAUAAUGGGAGGCGAGUGAGCAACAAGGCACAGUUCUGGUGACCUCGCGUGACUUUGGGUGAUGUGAAUUAUGUGAUGUGAGGUGAGAAGGAUACAGGAAGCAGCGAAUUCUGUGCUGGCUGAGAGACAGACUGUGUGACUCCUAGCAUGUUGAGCCUGAGGGAACAUGAAGGGGACUGUGAGCUGUAGCGCAAGCUUUACUCUUAAAGGGACAGUUCACCCCAAAAUAAAAAAUAUGUAUUUUUCCUCUUACUUUUAGAGCUGUUCAGUCAAGAUCGUUUUGAUGUGAGUUGCUGAGUGUUGUAGAGAUGUCCACCUUCUUUCAAAUAUAAUGGAACUAGAUGGCACUCGGCUUGUGGUGCUCAAAGCACCAAAAAUACAUUUGAAAAGCUCAACAGCAACGUCUCUUUCCAGAACUCAUGACCCAGUCACUCAAGAGGAUCCACAGACCUUGUUGUGAGCACUUUAAUGUAGGAACUAUUUUCAUUCCACCAAACCACACCCACUAACUGCAUCACCACGCAGAAGGAAUUGUGCAUCAACUGCUAGCUCACCUAGCGCCGCUGAGCUAGCUAACGUUACAGCUCAGCUGAAGAGGACACCAUUAGCCUCUAGAUGCACGCUUCAUAUGUCCAACGAAUGUCCAACACUUCAUAUGUCCAAUGAAUAGCACUGCAGUUAAGAGGAAAAACAUGUAUUUUUUUUAAUUUUGUGAGGAAAUGUUCAUUUAAAAAUGUAUUCAACUUAUAGCUACAGCUGUAUUACAUUAAUUUCUACCACACAUCAAGACAAGAUAUAAAACCGCCAAGUAUAUUUUCUUUAAAUCAUCACAAACAUUUGUUAAGAUCUGACUUAUUAGACAUGACUUUGUCUGACUUGUAAGAGAUGUUUUACUUACACUGUAAUGAUCAAUAAGUCUUUCAUCCUGUAGCAGCAGCAUCACUGAAAUACUCCUUCUCACCUGCUUUAUUAUUUUAGAUAUUUUCACAUAAGCAAGAGUGGUUUGAUUUAUCACCUGAGUGCCAUGAUUUUAUAUAAGCUUACCUGUACCGUAUAUGUCUAACUGAUUGAAAAUCUGGAUGCAAUAAAGUGACAGUACAAGCUAUGACAUCA
Messenger RNA from Epinephelus moara (kelp grouper), 2225 nucleotides. It is a transcript of the gene tnfsf13b, whose product is annotated as TNF superfamily member 13b. The coding region runs from base 265 to 1056 and encodes 263 amino acids. Gene Ontology annotation, molecular function: receptor ligand activity; tumor necrosis factor receptor binding. The record is from RefSeq and is a predicted model, not a curated record. Gene Ontology annotation, biological process: immune response. NCBI's taxonomy places the organism in Eukaryota, Metazoa, Chordata, Actinopteri, Perciformes, Serranidae. Gene Ontology annotation, cellular component: membrane. The transcript is spliced from 6 exons.